AUGGCGAUGCAAUUUUUGUGGAGCUUGUCUGCAGCAUGCGCGAACGGCUUAAAAUGCUACUCAUGGCUGAUGGGUAAGGUGGACAUACUCUUUGACAAUGACCAAGCCGCUUUGUUGGCUAAACGAAUGAUUGAAACAUGGCCUGGUCAGCGCCUUCCGGGAUUCGACCAGGGCUUUCACUUGGACUGGACGCAUUUGUACUGUGCUCGAAAUGGCUGCUGGUUCAACAACAAUUUAAUUCAAGCCUUCUCGGCGACGCUGUCGGCCAAGUACGGUGCCAGCACUACAAUUUUCCUACCGCAGCUUCACACACCGGCAAAAGAUAAGGGCCAUCGAAUCCCGCCACUGACGUUAAGUCUUGUAGCAGCUACGAACAUGGAAUGGGUGUUCAUGCCGCUGAACGUCAAUGCCAGUCAUUGGACAUGCCUCGCUCUGGCGCAAGAGCUCGUGGUCCGGAGCAUGACGGAGCCGUACGAGAUAAUAGCUGUGCACAACCCCAUCCAGAACGACGGUGGCAAUUGCGGUCUGUUCGUAUGCCUGUUUUUCUGGCGCCGCGUGGACAAGGAAGCACCCAGAGAUCAUUCGAAGACGGGUUGUCUACGCCAGCCGUGGGAUCUCCUUCGCAGUGUGGUGGACUUUAGUGACUCCAGCAAAAACGCAGAGUAA
Molecule: messenger RNA, 666 nt
Organism: Phytophthora infestans T30-4
Lineage: Eukaryota; Oomycota; Peronosporomycetes; Peronosporales; Peronosporaceae
Exons: 2
Coding region: 1-666 (221 amino acids)
Source: RefSeq, a predicted model, not a curated record